Molecule: messenger RNA, 2388 nt
Organism: Stylophora pistillata
Lineage: Eukaryota; Metazoa; Cnidaria; Anthozoa; Scleractinia; Pocilloporidae
Biological process (GO): regulation of transcription by RNA polymerase II; cell differentiation
Cellular component (GO): nucleus
Molecular function (GO): sequence-specific DNA binding; DNA-binding transcription factor activity, RNA polymerase II-specific
Source: RefSeq, a predicted model, not a curated record
AUUACAACGUGCUUGCACUGGGCAAGACAUCACACGGUUUAACUCCACGAGAAAGUGAAUUGCGGCGCCCGGCGUUUGGAAACUACGAAAACCAGGCUUUCAACGGUAACCACUCCAGCAGAAAUAUUCACAUUCACAAAGCUAGAAAGCUCCAAAACGCAAGUAUUUAAGAACUCAGACCUCACAAGGCGAAGAACACUCCAAGUCUCAUCGUUAAAGAACGAUAGCAAUCCACACGAAAAUGGUACAAGGUAAUAACGCUCCUUCCAGUCCGGUAGACGUGGCUUUUGAGGAACUCUUUGAAGUCAUUCCAGAGUUAAAGAUGUUCACCCCAGCGCAAGUCGUACCAGGCGCUGAUAACGCCGAGCAAGAUGGGCUUAUGACUGGGUCUCUGGGCCUUGAAGAAGCUCGGAUGUACAAGAGUGAGCCAGAUCUGCGAAUCAAGAGCGAGCCAUCAGCCUUUAGCGAGGUAACUAACUACUGGCUCCAAUGCAGCAUGUCGCUGGGCGACACGCAGUACCAGACAAACACGCGUGAUCCUUUCCUAUGCGCACGUGAUACCUUCGCCAGCUUUCAAGAGCAGAUGGAAAAUUUGGAAUGGCGGCCGCCGGUACUUCAAGCUAUGGCUCUGUGCAAACCAGAACCUGCGUCUGAAGUAGACGAGAUGUUGCUAAGUCAGACACAGAACGUUUGCCAGCUUGGAGCACGAAAAGAAACAUCUGAAAGCCAAUGCAAGGUAUUCAUGCCUUCGUACUGGGACCAACAGCUUGUGAAUGACUGCGAGCCAUGGUACGAGAAUCCUCGCGGGAAAGCUUUCGUCAGUGGACUUAGGAACGGCAUAUUUAUGAACGAAAACGCAAAGAGCUUUUGCAAAGAAGAUGAUCCCACGAAAGAAGAAACUGACAUGGCGCACAUGCUGGACCGAGACUCCGACAGUCCCGCGAGUUUCACGAGUGUGGACAGUCCUCCAGAGUUCCCGUGGAACCCACGAACCAUCCCCAGUUCCAGAACGAGUGAUGUAGGGGCAUUUAGUUCAACAGAGCAGAAGUUCGUGAUGCACAAAAAUCACAAAACAACCUUCAAGUCCGGUCGCCCUCGCCUGUGUCAGUUCUUGCUCGAGCUCCUCAACAACCCAGACAAAUAUGGCUACAUGAUCGACUGGAUAGACAAAGAGAAAGGUGUGUUCAAGUUCAUCAACUCCAGCGAGGUAGCGCGCCUGUGGGGACGUCGCCGAAAUAAGCCCUCCAUGAAGUACGAGAACUUUGCUCGCUCUUUGCGCACCUAUAUUGCUAAAGGAAUACUUGCAAAGCCUCGCAGCAAACUGGUCUACCAGUUCGCCAGAGUGAAGAGUUGAAGCUCUUUGAAAAAAACAACAAUCACAUUACCACCAUGCCCGACACCAACAUCCAAUUGAGAAAGAACACUAGAAUUGCCUUAAAAGUUAAGACCAGAAGGAAAAAAAUCCUAAAUGUUGCUUAAGGCGCUGCAGUGUUCGGAAUGAGUUCGCCACGAGGCGACAAAAGAAAGACGCCGAAGAACGAGACAUUAAGUUAUAAGGACUCGACCUUUUGGUCGCAAUAGACUGAGUUUAUACCACGAAGAAAAAAAUAUCAAAUUAGAUAUUAAAUACGAUAUCCAAUCGAAUAAGGCGCAGUUGAACCUUCUGAACAACGUAGAAUUUGAAGCAAGAAUGAACUAAAAAGACAUUUUUUUAUUAUAACAAAGUUAAAUUCCAAGUGAAAGUAUAAUUAGACUUUCCCUUUCCUCUGUCCUUUUACUUUACUACCAAAGCGUUUCAUUCCGAAGCCAAAAGGAGUUCUUUUAUCAUAUCGAGUUUUAAAUGACCUUGCAAAAAAGUUAGAUGAUGCGAUUCUUCAUUCCCUCCCCACGAAAAAAAUAACUUUUCUUUCUUAGUCAUGAUCACCCCCGAGUCUUAAAACACAUGAGAAAAAAGAGAGUAUGCCCUGAAGCAUUUCUUCUCCAUACAGUGCUUGCCUAAUAGAGACAUGUCAAGCGAAUGGUAUUUACUAUGUAAAGAUAAAGACCACAUAACUUUUAUCGUGAUUCUGACUGUGUCAGACGUCGCUGGGUGAUUGAAUUUUUAAAAGCAUGAUUUCCAAAAAAAAAAAAGCAGAAUAUUUCUUAUUGUUCGUAAAUCUUUUUGUACCAUAGUAAUUUCUUGAAGGGUGUGUGAUUUUCAAGAUGCAAAAAGUUUAAAUCAUAAUUAUAACCAAGGACCGAACAAUUUGCGCCAAAAUAUAUUGACAAGCAUAGUUUAUAUAAGGUUUUAUAGAGUAAUAUUCGUAUUUCAUAAAAUUUAAGGUUAAACUUUAUUUGUAGAAAACAUGGAAAUUAUGCCCAAUAAAAAAAGUGGUGAAGAAAAUUCUG